Molecule: messenger RNA, 789 nt
Organism: Adineta ricciae
Lineage: Eukaryota; Metazoa; Rotifera; Eurotatoria; Adinetida; Adinetidae
Source: the annotation of a GenBank genome assembly
AUGGAUACUGAUGAACAUGAAAAUCAAUCUAACACAGAAAAUGCAAAUGAUGAAGCACAUGAUGACGACGAUGAUGAAGAAGAUCGAGAUUUGGUUACGGACUCACGGAAUCAAGAAGUGGAUAGCGAUGAUAACAGCGACAUGAGUACCGACGUUAAUGAUGAAGACAGAUAUGUUGCUAUAAUUAAAAUGAAAUUAGCUACGGCAAUUCAAAAAGGUCGUUCUUUAAUUAAAUUGGUCAAGCGUUCGCAAAUCAUCACAAUGUUUGUUGAUAACGAAAAGAAAUUAGCUAAGAUAAAGCGUCGCUUAUAUAUCGACUUGGAUCAUAAACCAGUUUUAAUUAGUUUAUUUGAAAACAAAGGACAACUACCACUUACUUCCAAGCAAAAAGAAAAACUGACUUUAUUGGAAUUAUCGAGCGAUGACUACACGAUCUUUAAUACAUUGAUUGAAAUUUUCCAACCUUUUUAUCGUGCCACAAAUUUGCUUAGUGCUUCAAAGUAUCCGACAAUUGGAUUAUAUCUUCUCGUCAUACGCGAACUGAAAGAACACUUCGAAAAAGAAGAAAACAAUGAUUCAAACUUAUUGAUCAGCUUGAAAAAUUUCAUUCUUGAAUCGUUCGAUAACUAUUUUGCUGAAAAUGGCAAUCAAAAUUUUUUCCUAACACUUUAUGGAUAUUUCGAUCCAUUAUGUUAUCGCGUGCUGAGUACAAAAGAACGAAUGAAAGUCGAACGACAUUUGAAACAAAAACAUCGAGAUCAAACCAAUUCUCAACCAACAACANUAUAA